Messenger RNA from Mercenaria mercenaria, 19827 nucleotides. RefSeq names its product leukemia inhibitory factor receptor-like. Lineage: Eukaryota; Metazoa; Mollusca; Bivalvia; Venerida; Veneridae. The transcript has 11 exons. The record is from RefSeq and is a predicted model, not a curated record. Bases 16 to 2940 code for a protein of 974 amino acids. Gene Ontology annotation, molecular function: protein binding.
GUGUAUGUUUUAUUUAUGCUUUUAGUUGAACCAGGGCCUGUGACUGAACUGAAGGGGAAACCAUUGCAAAACCGAUGUGUAGAGCUUCAAUGGAAACCAUCAAGUCCAACCAGAUCCUACGUGUUUAUUGUGACCUACAGAUCAACUUGCUCUCCAGAACUGGAGAAAAGAGUUUACUAUUACAAGAAGAAAUUCAAUGACAGUGUUGUAAUAUGUGAUCUGGUGCCAUAUACCUUGUACACAUUCAGUGUCAAAGGUCGAGUAAUUGAAGACAGUGGAACAUACAUCGAGCGUGGUUACUGGAGCAAGCCAGAAGUAGUUAAAGUGCGAACGGACAAAGAUGUGCUGGAUGUAAAUCCUGUGACAACACCUGGACUGUAUGAGAUAUCUGCUGAUUCUCUGUCUCUGUACUGGACUCCAAUGAAGGAUUGCGAUUUACAUGAUGCAUCAGAUAACGUGAGUUACAUUCUGUCACUGAACAAUGUGACCAAAUCAGUGAAACAUCCGGCUUUCAUGGCAGAGAUAGAUAUACAUGUUCCACGAAUGAGUAUGCUCAAUGUUACUGUUCAAGCUUCAAACAGCGUGGGCUCCCCUCCCUCGAACAGAGAUGUUACCAUUUUCCCAGCAUUGGAUGACCUUAGUCCCUCAGAACUGAUAGUACAGUACAACAAGACAAUUAAAGAUUGUGUGACAUCAGCUGAGAUAGUAGUCAGGGAAAAACUGUCCAAGUUCUCUGAUGUGUCCCAUACAUUGGUCUGGUGUAAAGGAACACAAGACUGUCAGGAGCCAGUUAUAUUUGAGAAACUGAAAAAUGCAACUGCUUUUGUGUUCCCUGGCAACCUGUGUGAUGCUGACUAUCGCUAUGGUUUAGCUACCCAUGGUUACCUUAAAGGUCAAAGUGAGAUAACUGAUACUGGUAUUCACUGGGAACUUUGUAUUUACCAGUCAGGAAAAGAGAUUGACAAGCCGUUAGGCAAUGUUCGACUGUGGGAGGUUGAAGAGGGUACAGGAUUUACUGUCGAAUGGACUCACUACAACUGUAAAGAAAUGAAAGUUUUUAUCACUCAUUACAAUGUAGAAUACUGUGUGUCUGGUGAUAAAGAUGAUUGUUCAUGUAAAAGUAAAAACACUGUGAAUGUCUCUCGACAUAACACAAGUUACACUUCGACGAAUGAUCUAUUAGCUGGUUCCCAUGUGUGCGUCUGGGUUAGAGGGGUAUGCAGCACUGGAAAGGGACCAGCAAAUGAAAAACCAAAAACACUAAAUAUUGGUGAAGCAGAUAGUAUUGUUUUGAAAGUUAUUGCAGUGGUUUUGUCUCUUCUUUCUUUUGUCAUUCUUAUGAUUGGUUUGCUUCUCUUUAUCAGGAAAUAUUACAGAAAAAUGAAAGACAGGGGAAAGAUUACUUUACCAGAGAUUGAUAGUAACCAUGACAACAUGCAGGGCCAGUAUGACAGACUGCUUUACAAUGAAACAUCUGGUAUGGAUACUUCAGAAUCUGUUCCUAACAACUACUCCAGUGCAGGUACAACAUCCACACGUGUGCCCAACAUCUCUGAGGGUCAACCACUACUCUAUUAUGACUGUGAAAGCUCAGGUGAUAUUGAUGGUUAUAAACAGCCAAAUGACUUUGAAGCAAUUGAGUCAGGAUACCAAGAGGAAGCUUUAACUUCUGAAAAUUCACUGGAAGUGGGAUCUGAAGACCAGGAGGAAGAAUCUCAGAAGACUUUGGAGGAACAAAAGACAGCUGAAUCUCUGGCUAAUGUUGAUAUGGUUGACAGAAGUGAUGUUGCAAUGAAAGACGAACCUGAUCAGAACAGAAAUAUUGUUAAAAGUCAGUCAGAACUUCAGCUGGAUCAGGUAAAUGACUGCAAUCAUAAAGAAAACAUUGAACUGCAAACUAUGACAUCUAAUUGUGCCAACCAUUUUUCAUCUGCUAGCAUACUUGUACCUCAGGAAUUGGAAGACGAAACUGAGUUAACAAGCAUACCUUUUGAGAUGUUUAUAGAUCAGGAAGUAACAUCUGAAGAUUUAUACAAAGAAUUCGGCAGUGGUUCCACAUUUUUUUAUGAAAGUGGUGUAGAAGAAUCGAAUGAAAAUGAUAAGGAAAAUGGUAAGGCUGAUCAACUUUUUGUGAAAGAAAGUGACAGCAGUGGGGGUAGAUCAUACCCACAGGAUCGUUCAGAGUCUGUAGAUGGAAGUAUAGAUGUGUCUGAUAGGAGUGAUAAUGAAUCAGGCAGUGUCAAUCUUUCUGGUCAAACAAGUGCAAUUGCAUGCAAUUUAACAGCUGCUAGUGAGCCAUUAGAACAAAACAGUUCAGAGAAAUCAAUAAAUGGUAGUAUGUCUGAUUUAUCUGAAAAAGAUGAGGCUGAAACCACCAGUGACAUUGAUGGUACAGACAAUAACUUGAAUGAAUCCUAUAGUUCAAGUGUAAUUUAUAAAAGAUCAGAAGAUGUGAGAGGCAUGAGUGAGAGUGAGGAUGAUACAGGUUAUAAAAGAUCAGAGGAUGUAUUUAGCAUGAGUGAGAGUGAAGAUGACAUUGAGGGUGUAUCUGGUGAUUCAGCUGAUCAGACUAAAAGCACAGAUGUAUUAAAAUCAUGUGAUCAGCAUGUAAUGAAUAUGGAAAAACUAGAGAACAAAAACAAUAUUGUCAAUGGAUUGAUUGGUAAAAAUGGGUUCAUUUCAAGUGUACCUAACUUGAUUGAUAAUAGGAAUAGUAUUUCAAGUGGCAGUGACAGUUCCAUCGAACAUCAGUCAACAAGCAGUUGUCAUGGUAACAGCGGUUCAUCUAGUGGUGUGAAGAGCUAUGUAACAGCUGAUGUUAAACAUAAUCUUCAAGAAGUUGAUAGAAAAUAUAAUUCAGAUGGUUUAAAGCCAGGUGAAAAAUCUAAGAAAAGCCCUUACCGAAAUGGAAAGAAAAUACCAGAUGUUGCAAUGUCCUGACAGAAUUUUUUUAGCUACAGUCAAUGAAAUAUAUAUCUCGAUGAAUCAUCUAUCAGAAAUUUAAAAAAUGGAUCUCAAGAUGAAUUGAAAGAAAGGUUGUUAGAUAGGAAAUUUUGCAAAAAACUUCUUGUCAGUACAAAAGUCUUUUCAUUGUCACUUGAUAAAUUAUUUUUGUGUUUUUUUUUGCCAUGAAGCUUACUGCCGGGUAUUUGAAUAAGAUUUAAUUGAUUGGAUAGUCCAGUUAAAUGUACUUUAAGACUCAAUUAAUGUUAAAAAUUUAAGAUAAAUUGUAGCUGCAACUUACACAAAAUCAAAUUUUGUUUGAAGUACAGUCGAAACUCGGUAUCUCGAAUUUCAAGGGCCCGUGCUUUUUAUUUCGAGAUAACCGAAAUUCGAGUUACAAGGAGGGAAGUAUAUGGACGAAAUGUGUACACAUUACGAAAAGAUUUAAUAAAAAAUAAAAAGUGUUUCCUUGAUGCCAUGUAUACGCUAGCUGUCGGCACUUUACGCGUACACGAUCCCGUACAGUUUGUUUCAGUUUUUCGAAAAUAAAAAUGAUACUAACCUCAAAUGUUUUUGAGUCAAGUUUCCUUUUUGUACCAUGUUUUUCUCCCAGAGGAUUGACAGCAUUUCGAUCUGACAUUUUGGAUGAAUUAUGCCUUCCCACAAGAAGUAAAUUUUAAUAGUUACAGUGUCAUCGCGAUUACCUCUAAUUAAUCCUUAUUAAAGAUCCCAACUGUUCAAACGAAUUAAUUCAUUAGUUUAAAUUAAAAUCAAUUUUCAUAAAGUCUAAUAACAAAUGACUGCUAAUUAAAGAAAUCUAAUGUUUACAUGAAUCAGUUAUCAUUAUGGCACGUGCAAUCAUUAUGACAUCGUCUCACUUUGAUAAUCGCCGCACCUUUGAUAUGUCGGCAUCACGGCUUCCUGGUUAGGCAAUAAACACGGACAUGUGUUAAAAACCAAACACAUUCACAAUGACGUGUUAAAUUUUAUCGCAUAUUUUUCUCACUUCGACUUACCGAGUUUACAAUGCACUUGAAUUUAAAUGACGGAACUGAAAAUCCCUUUUGACACAUCCGAAGUAUCGGCAAGUCAAAUUUUGACGUAACCGAAGUUGAAUUACAUAUAUAAAGAAGGAAAUUUGACGGGACUUGAAAAUUUCUUCGACUUAAGCAGAAUUUCGAGGUAAGCGAGUUUGAGAUACCGAGUUUUGACUGUAUUACUCUAAUUAAAGUACAUGUUUCAUUCAGUAUCAAAUGUUAUGUAUUAUAACUGUAUUAUAACUGUAUUAAGUAUUAUAUAAGUUUGUAUCUGGUCACCCAAUUAGCAGUAUCUGGUAUAUUGCCAUAAUCUGUGCCGUCCAUCAUGUUUCAUGUUGUAUUCAAGAUUAGAAACUCAGGUGAUAAAAUGACAUGUAGUCACCAUAAGAGCCAGAAGAGCGGGGAGGCAUAUAAUGUUUGAACUGUCUGUCCAUCUGUCAGACUUUGUUAUGUACUCAAUUCCUACAGUUUCUAUCCAGUUGAAGUGAAGCUUAGCAUGCUUUAUCAACAUGAAAUGGACCAGCGCAUAUUGUGGGGACUUUUAAUGUCUAAUUAUUAUAUGACCGUCCUUGAAAGAGUGGGGCGUAUCAUGUGAACACACGUAUCGCCGACCAAAAGCAUGUCCGCAUUCUAGGUCAAACAGUUUUCAUCAGAUCUUCACCAAACUUGCUGACAAUGUUUGUGGGCAUAACAUCUCAGCCAAGUUCGAUAACCAGCCAAAUUGCCCUAGGCACUCUUGAAUUCUGGCCAUUGAAUUACUCGAAAAACUGAAUUUAGCCUUGCCCAAUCUCUUAGUCAAAUAGUUUUCAUCCGAUAUUCACCAAACUUGCUGAUAAUGUUUGUGGGCAUAAUAUCUUGGCCAAGUUAGAUAACCAGCCAAACAUCCCAGGCACUCUUAAAUUAUGGCCCUUGAAUUACUCCAAAAACUGCAAAUUAAGCCUUGUCCUCUAAGUCUAACAGUUUUUCAUCAGAUCUUCACCAAACUUGCCGAUAAUGUUUGUGGCCAUAAUAUCUCAGCCAAGUUCGAUAAUCUCCCAAAUUGCCCCAGUCACUCUUGACUUACUCGAAAUCUGCCUUGUCCAUUCAAACAGUUAUGAUCCAGUUGUCAAUUUCAUCCCAAAUGGAACUGUUAACAAGGCAUAAACAUCAACAUUAAUACCUUUAUGAUACAUAACUGAAUAUUUAUAUGUAUUUGUAACAGUCUCGCACUCUUGUUAUUUAUGGAGUAAAGGCCCUUUUUGGACCUAGAAUAUUACCAGUACAUCAGAACAUUUGUGUUCUCAACCUCUCCUAAUGUUUCCAUCAAAUAGAAAUGAAUCUUGGUAUACAUUUUCAUCAUGAAAUGGACAUGCACAUAUUUUUUAGCUCACCUGUCACAUAGUGAGCUUUUGUGAUCACGCAGCGUCCGUCCGUGCGUCCGUAAACUUUUGCUUGUGACCACUCUAGAGGUCACAUUUUUUGUGGGAUCUUUAUGAAAGUUGGUCAGAAUGUUCUUGAUGAUAUCUAGGUCAAGUUCGAAACAGGGUCACGUGCCAUCAAAAACUAGGUCAGUAGGUCUAAAAAUAGAAAAACCUUGUGACCUCUCUAGAGGCCAUAUAUUUCACAAGAGCUUCAUGAAAAUUGGUCAGAAUGUUCACCUUGAUGAUAUCUUGGUCAAGUUUGAAACUGGGUCACGUGCCAUCAAAAACUAGGUCAGUAGGUCUAAAAAUAAAAAAACCUUGUGACCUCUCUAGAGGCCAUAUAUUUCAUGAGAUCUUCAUGAAAAUUGGUCAGACUGUUCACCUUGAUGAUAUCUAGGUCAGGUUCGAAAGUGGGUCACGUGCCUUCAAAAACUAGGUCAGUAGGUCAAAUAAUAGAAAAACCUUGUGACCUCUCUAAAGGCCAUAUUUUUCAUGGGAUCUGUAUGAAAGUUGGUCUGAAUGUUCAUCUUGAUGAUAUCUAGGACAAGUUCGAAAGUGGGUCACGUGCCAUCAAAAACUAGGUCAGUAGGUCAAAUAAUAGAAAAACCUUGUGACCUCUCUAAAGGCCAUAUUUUUCAUGGGAUCUGUAUGAAAGUUGGUCUGAAUGUUCAUCAUGAUGAUAUCUAGUUCAAGUUCGAAACAGGGUCAUGUGCGGUCAAAAACUAGGUCAGCAGGUCUAAAAAUAGAAAAACCUUGUGACCUCUCUAGAGGCAAUACUUGUGAAUGGAUCUCCAUAAAAAUUGAUCAGAAUGUUCAUCUUGAUGAUGUCUAGGUCAGGUUCGAAAGUGGGUCACGUGCCUUCAAAAAGUAGGUCAGUAGGUCAAAUAAUGAAAAAACAUUGUGACCUCUCUAGAGGCCAUAUUUUUCAUGGGAUCUGUAUGAAAGUUGGUCUGAAUAUUUAUCUUGAUGAUAUAUAGGUCAAAUUUGAAACUGGAUCAACUGCGGUCAAAAACUAGGUCAGUAGGUCUUGAAAUAGAAAAACCUUGUGACCUCUCUAGAGGCCAUACCCUUGAAUGGAUCUUCAUGAAAAUUGGUCAGAAUGUUCACCUUGAUGAUAUUUAGGUAAAGUUCGAAACUGGGUCACGUGACUUAAAAAACUAGGUCAGUAGGUCAAAUAAUAAAAAAAACCUUGUGACCUCUCUAGAGGCCAUACUUUUCAUGGGAUCUGUAUGAAAGUUGGUCUGAAUGUUCAUCUUGAUGAUAUCUAGGUCAAAUUUGAAACUGGGUCAACUGCGAUCAAAAACUAGGUCAGUAGGUCUAAAAUUAUUAAAAUCUUUUGACCUCUCUAGAGGCCAUAUUUUUCAAUGGAUCUUCAUUAAAAUUGAUCUGAAUGUUCACCUUGGUGAUAUCUAGGUCAGUUUCGAAACUGGGUCACGUGCGAUCAAAAACUAGGCCAAUAGGUAUAAAAAUAGAAAAACCUUGUGACCUCUCUAGAGGCCAUAUUUUUCAUGAGAUCUUCAUGAAAAUUAAUGAGAAUGUUCACCUUGAUGAUAUCUAGGUAAAGUUCAAAACAGGGUCACGUACCUUUGAAAACUAGGUCAAUAGGUCAAAUAAUAGAAAAACCUUGGAUCUUCAUGAAAAUUGGUCAGAAUUUUUAUCUUGAUAAUAUCUAGGUCAAGUUCAAAACUGGGUCACAUGAGCUCAAAAACUAGGUCACUAUGUCAAAUAAUAGAAAAACGACGUCAUACUCAAAACUGGGUCAUGUGGGAAGAGGUGAGCGAUUCAGGACCAUCAUGGUCUUGUUAAAAUUUUAUGUCCGACUUUUUGGACUUCAUUAUUCUAACAAGCAUUUUCAAGGGGGCAUAUAUCAUACAAUGAUACAUCAUGUUCUUAUUUACUGUAUUGUAAUUUUUUUAAUAUUUGUGAAAGAUCUCUUCAUUUGUCAUUCUCAUUUUUCAGAUAUUCAACAUUGUCCCCGGGACAAAUCUCUGCUCUUUAAUCUUCUGUUUAUGUUUAUGUUGGUGGCAUGUACGUAGGUAUAUUGUAAUUACUAGUGGACAAGGUUUCAAGCAAUCAUUUUGCAAGUAAAGCCUAUCAACUGACAUAAGGAAGUGAGAAAGUGUACUUGUAAGAACAAGGUACACUUGUAACCCUUUAUAACAACAAAAGUUAACAACAUAUCGGCACACUACUUUAGCAAGUGUCAUCUUAGGUAGGUGUUGCUCAGGCUUUGUUAAAAACAAGUUUCCACAUGAUAAUCAUAUAUAUCAGUAAAUCUUUUUAAAGUCAGAUGAGUAAACAAAGUUUAGAUCUGCCUAACAGAUUGUCCAACAUUUUAUUUGGUUUGAACAUGAUGGAUUUGGACUAGUUUAGUCAUCUUUUUUAAGUUGUUUUUAAUUUUAUGUGUAGGUGCCAUGUUGUUUGAUGCCGUUAUAUUCGAUUUUUACAACAAUAAAUUCUUACGCCAUAAAUGUAGUAGAAAACUUUGAAAGGAUUUAUUAUUGUCUAUUCUCUUCAUGAUUUUAUUUUUAUUUUCUUAUAUUCAUAAAAUUGUAUCUCAGUCUCAGUUGUAGAGUGUUUUUAUACAAGGGGUGUUCGAAAAGUAUCCGGAAAAGUUUCUUAACUUAUUUAUUUAUAUGGAUAUUAGAAUGAAAAUUCUAAAAGUGAUACUUUGAUAUAUUUUGUACAUGAUCCAAAUGACAAAAUGAUACAAAUUGCACUCUUGCAAAAUCCACAGUCACUAUGGUAACGUUGGGCGGGGCAAACUACAGGAAUGAUUGUAGGACAUUUGCCCCCCAGAACAUUUGCCCCCCAAUGAAAAAAUAUACUACCGGACAUUUGCCCCCCAGUUGAAAUGACAGAUAGGACAUUUGCCCCCCACUUCUUAUUUUUAGAAUGGACAUUUACCCCCCAAUAUUUUUGUCCUAUCUGGCAGUAGAUAUACUGUGUUUUAUGUUGUUUUAUUAUCAAAAUUACUCUAAAAAGCAAUUUUCAGUAAAAAAACAAACUAUUUUAUUGAUAAAAAUUUGAUGAAUAUGUUAAUUACAUUCAGGUGUUAAGGUAAAUAAUACCCUAUUAUUGAGUUAUAAAAGUGCUCAUAACAAUGUUAUAAUUUUUUAAUUUGUGCAAUGUUUUUAACACUCAAACUUGUUAAUUUGGCAAUUAUCUACUAGAAAGAUGUAAGAAACAAAGACAUUGUUAUCUGCAAUAUGAUAAUUAUCUUCUACUAAGUUUCUAAAAAAAUCACUAGGGGACAAACAUUGGGGGGCAAAUGUCCGUUUCAGAAAUAAGCACUUGGGGGCAAAUGUCCUAUCUACCAUUUUCACUGGGGGGCAAAUGUCCAGCAGUCCACUAUUUUAUUGGGGACAAAUGUCCGGAUCCCUACAGGAUUAUGGCAUCUGAAAAGCCUGUCUGACGCCUCUAAAAUUUACAUCCAUUUGAAAUAUUUGCCUUUGCAUGAUACACAUUUCUCCCACCUACAAAUCCACCUGUCAAAGGAUGACCUGAAAUGCUCCUUCAGAAUUUUACGGAAUGUUUCCUGGACAACAGUGGGUAAGUCAUCAACAUCAUCAAACCUACUGCCAUGCAGCUUUGAUCUUGAGCGGUCAUCAACAUCGUGCAAAGUAUUGUUCUUGAAGACGUUGAACCAGUCAUAUAUGCUGGUUUUCUUCAUUGAAUUGGAAGUGUCCAUGACCAUGGAGAGUGUCUCUGAUUUUGUUUUUCCUAUUAAUACACAAAACUUCACGGAAUAUCGCUGCUCAAGUGCCAUAUUGACGGCUGCAUGUUCUCGGUUUCCUUUGUUUAAGGAAAUGAUGUCAUAUUUCAGCCCAUGAUGUUACACAGGAAUUGACAGAAGGGCGCAAAAGAUGCACUUGUAUUUUGGGCAGUUUUUGACGCCGAGAAUAAUAUGUCUUUAUGUACUCUUUAAAGACGCAUUAACACUUGACAUGUUUCGUGAUUUGCCGAAUAUGCUCCGCUCAACGUCAGCAGACGUUGCUAUAGAGACGGUGGAUUUUGCAUUAGUGCAAUUUGUAUCAUGUUUUCUUUCGGAUUAUUUACAAAAUAUAAUAAAUUAUCAAAGUAUCACUUUUGCAAUUUUUAUAGAGAAUAAUAGGUUAGUGCCGUAGAUGAGAAAGUUUAUCUGGGAGGUGGAGGAGGUUAUCGGGUGAGCCGAAGGCGAACCUGAUAACGUCCGGAGCCGAGCCAGAAAAACUUUCUCCAUCUUAGGCACUAACCUAUUAUUCUAUUUAUCUUGUCAUUACUUCAUUUUCCGAUAUUUGGCAAUUUAUUUUACAAAAAUAAGUAUGCGACAACCGUUUUAAUGACGUCAUAUUCGUAAUGACGUCACUUAUAUAAUGACGACAAAAUCGCAAUAACUUCUUCGUUUUUGAAUAAAAACUCAUUAUUUGACCACUCAUUUUCUUAGUUCGGACAUUUCCAACACAAUGGUGAUGGUUUCAAUGCAAAAUUUCUUAUGACAACAAUAUCAAUCAUAAGUUCACAUGAUCAACUGACCGUAUAUCACUGGUCACGUGUCAACUGACGGUAUAUCAAGAAAGAUAUACGGCACCCUGAUAUCGGGACGAAAAUACUGCAAGUGACAGGAUAAAUAAUAAUAACCAUAUAAAUAAAUAAGUUAUGAGACUUUUCCGGAUACUUUUCGAACACCCCUUGUAUGUAUGUUUCACAUUUUAGGGCAUUAUUUACUGUUUUGUCUUUUCUUGUGCCUCCCAACAGAGGCAUAUUGUAGUUGUACUGUCCAUCUGUCUGAACAUGUAUCUGUUGAAGAAUGCUUAGGCGUACAGGCACCAAUCUUCACGGGAUGAUUGGCUGUAGAAGUUAUAUAACCCAUAUUGUUUUAGGGGUUAGUGACCUUACACCUGAAAACAAUAACUGAAAAACACUUUUGCCUAUAGAUGUCAAAAUUCAUAAGAUGAUUAAAGGUCAGUGUCACAGGACAUUGAAGCUGAAUAUGGUUUCCAAUUGAUAUAUGAAGAACUUUUUGGCCUACAGGCAUCAAACUUCAAAGGAUGAUUUCCUGUGGUCAGUAAUUGACCUCUUUUUUUAGGUCAGUAGGUCAAACAUAAAGGUUACAGUGACAUUGAGACUGAAGCUUUGUGGUCUACAGUCGCCAAACUUCAGAUGAUGAUGCUUGUGGUCAGUAGAAGAACCCUAAUGAUUUUGUUUGUUUUUGAGUCGGCUAAACGCUGAAAGCAUUUUGACAAGUCCUUGCUGUUCAGCGAUUCUCUAAAUGGACCAAAUAACACAGUGAAGGGAUGUAGUUCCAUUAGAUUUCUCAAACUUCAAACAGUUCACUGCAUGAAUGAAGUUAAGUUGUGUCAAUUCCCUUUGCUAUGACCAAUAUACAAUGUAAUCUGUCAUAUUUAUGACUUGUAAUUGUGCAAUACUCGAAUGUAACUCAUUAAGCAUAAAUGUGCAUUUUAUGAAUUGCGCAGGCUUACAAAGCUUGCGUAACAUCCAGCGAAAGACAAAAAAUAGUUCCAUAGGGCUCCAGAUAAGAUGCGUAUUAGCGUAAAUUACGUAUAGAAAUAAUGCAAAUACGCAUGUCUGAUAAUUUCUGAGCGUAUAAAAACGUAUAUUAAAUUACAGAAAUGCACACAAUGCUUUUUUAAAAACAAAAUCUGAAUCGUCUGGAUGCGUUAGGUAACAUAGCCGAUCAGCCUUAAUUCUCCCACAUUGAACGUAUACACGCAUCGUAUGAUUUCUAUAAACUUUGCGUGGGUUGAAUUUUGCAGUCAGUAAACGGAUAAAUUAUCGGAAGAAGAAGCUCUUACUGGUUUGUUUAGUUACUACAGAUAUUAAAAAUGAUUUUAAUUCUUAUUUUUCGAGAAAUGAACAAAUCGGCGAAACAUUAAAUUGUAUUUUCUUGUAGUUUUUGAAAUCGAAAGUAGAUCGUCUAUGUUUGGCUGCUUUCACGAAACGAAACAACUUUUUUAUGAAAAGAUAUAAAUAAGAGGUAAUUUAACCGUAAAUUUCAAUGUCAGAUACUGCCAAUUGCUGCUAAAUGUCUUCGUAUCAUCACAAUUUGUAAAAUAUAUUGUUGAAACUGGAGAGAAGUGUAAUCGUAUCCGGAUAUAAUAUUUUGGGUAAAUAUCGAGAUGUGUUAUGAAAUUUUAAGAAAAAAACUAAAAACAAACUGAAACUGGUAGACUAUACUGUCAGUACAUCAAUCAUUAGCCGACUCAGGCCCUUCAGGCCUUUGAUUAUUUUUUUUUUGGUGGGGGGGGAGUAGGUCAGAGGUCAAGGUCACAGUGAGACUGAAAACGAUAACUAAAGAAUGCUGUGGCACACAUCUUGUUUUACUAUAUGCAGUGUGCACAUAUCAUGUUUUAUGUUGAUUGUUAAUGUUACUUUUAAGGCUGGGUAAAGUUGCUUUAGAAAUAAAUGUUUUUUAUCUAUAUUUGAUCAAAGCCAUGUCUCAAAAUGUUUAAUAUAUACUUGUGUCUGUGUGUUGUUAUUUUGUUAUGCCCCCAAAUUUAUGUCGGGCCAUAUAGCAUUGCUGCUGUCUGAACGUACUUCUGUUGUACAUCCCAAAAAUUUGUGUGAAUAUAGAGAAAUAACUUGUGUGUACAACUUCUCCCACACUAUUAGCCUGAUUUGCUUCAAACUUUCACAGAUGAACAAGCUUGAUAUGCAGACGACCAUAGUUACGAACUUUUGCUAUGACUAUUUGUAAUGCAGUAAUGGCCCUUUAAUAGUUUUGCAUAUAGAAUAUAGAGAAAAAUGUGUGUCCAACUCCUCAAAUGCUAUGAAAGGAUUUGCUUGUAAAUUUCACAAAUGAAGGACCUUGAUGUGAAGAUGAUCAUUUUCUGUGGCUAUUUUUUCUACAAUUACUGUUCUUUCUUAAUUUCACAAAAUAGGCCAUAGUGUUCAACUCAUCAUGCACUUUUUGAAGAAAUGGAUUCAAAUUUGCCCAGAUGCACAACCUUAAUCUGAAUACAAUUUGCUUCAAACUUUUAGUCGAACAUUCUUCAUUUGAAACUUUGCUAAUAGAAAAUAGUGCAAUACUGUAUAGCGGGUUAUUUCUACGGGUGGGAUAAUUUUGCGUUUCUGUGGUCUCUCAGUAUAAUUGCAAAAAUAUUUCCAGCAGAAUUUUUACCCAGAAAAAAUUUAAACCGCAAAAUAAUCUGCAUUUUUUCACCAACUUUUUCACGCUAUUUUACCCAAGGUAAUCCAAAGUUCACAAUAGGAUGGUCUAAUUAUUGGACAUUACUGCCGUCGUCUAUCAAUUACUGAUAAUUGUAUGAUUGAGUGUGAUGGUCCAGCAAAGUCCUAACUGUUAAUCCCACAGAAUUUUUUUCAUGUUAUAGCAGUUUGCUAACAUAUACUUUUUCAAUUAACAUGUAAUUAUAUCUUACAAUGUAUUCAUUCAAAGCAGAGUUUCUUUAUUUUUCACGCGCUAGUAAUUCUCACAGCGACGCAUCAUUCGGAGAAUUACCUACUCCUUCGCAUUGAAAACGCAGAAAUCUAUCUUUUUUUUAUGUGAAAGCGCAGAAAUAAAACACACAGAAAUUUAUUCCACAAUUUUUGGGACCAAAACGCAGAAGUUUUUGACCGCAGAAAUAACCCGCUAUAUGGUAUGCAGGGGGGGAUCCAUGUCCAAUAAACAGAGACUGGUGAAGUAUAGGGGCAUCCAUGUCCAAUGAACACAAUUCUAGUUUUGUUUCAUUUACUUUAAGUGCACCUGUAAAUGUGAAGCUGAUAUUUGCCUUAUGUCAUACAUCGUUAAAUGUCUUAGUUACAUGUAGUUUUAAUCUGUAACAAAUAUUUUAUGGAAAUUUUUAUUGUUGUAUAACCUUUACAUAAAUGUUUUUUUUACACCCAGUUGUCCCAGAUCAUGUUUUUUAGAUUGUACUGAGAUAUUAUUCAAGUUUAUCUCUAGCUACUAAUGGCACUAUCCGGGAACCUCACCAACCAAUGAGCAAAGAUCUAUGUGCAUAAUUUACACAGGGUCAAAAAGUAGGUCACUAGGUCAGAUCAAAGGAAAAGCUUGUUAACACUCUAGAGGUCACAUUUAUGACUGUAUCUUCAUGAAACUUAGUCAGAAUGUUAAUCUUGAUGAUCUUUAAGUCAAGUUCGAAUCUGGGUCAUGUGGGGUCAAAAACUAGGUCACCGGGUCAAAUCAAAGGAAAAGCUAGUUUACACUUUAGAGACCACAUUUAUGACCAUAUCUUAAUGAAACUUGGUCAGAAUGUUAUUCUUGAUGAUCUUUAGGUCAGUAGGUCAGGUGAGCGAUACACGGCCUUCAUGGCCCUCUUGUUAUGUUUCAUGAAAAGAACAAUGAUCUGAUAAAAAUGUUUUAUUUGACUGAAGUAUUGAUAUUUUUCAGUCAAGCUUAUUUUCAGUUUCAUUAUUGUAAUACAAAUUUUACAGUCAAGGUCAAAUAUUGAACUAGUCUUACAGGUUGGGUUAGAAUCCUUUGCUGAUUUGUAUUUUUGGGGGAAUUGUACUGGAAUUGAAAACACAUGUAUUUGGCAAUAGUUCCUGUGCCAAUAAUGUUGCUGUCUUGAAAGUCAUGUUAUAUAAUACCUCUCAUGUUGAUGGGCAGCACAUAUGACCAGUUCAAUAAUAAGAUAGUGUGAAUGCAACUUGGUUUUAACAAACAAUUUCUGAUCUAGUUCAUUUAAGAUUAUACAUGUAGAUAAAUGAGGGAAUAUUUCUCAUGUAUUUUGAAAGUGCCAUAAUGCCCAUAAUUAUUUCUAGCCCAUUUUCAGUUGUUCAGUUUCACUUUCUAUUUCAUUUAUUAGACAGGCAGCAUUUUUUCUCUUAUGCCAUGAAUGUUUUAAAGUUCAUAAAGUCUCCACCAGCCAUAUUUCUUUAUUUAAGCCUCGCCAUGAGAAAACCGACAUAGUGGCUUUGUGACCAGCAUGGAUCCACACCAGCCUGCGCAUCCGUGCAGUCUGGUCAGGAUCCAUGCUGUUCGCUAAUGGUUUCAUGUGGAGUUGUCCCUCGCAAAAUUUGGAGUAGACCCUUAGCUCAAAAGCCAAGGUCCAAUGCUUUUAGUAAUUUUUCUUGUUCUGUCAAUACAGUCAAGACUGCCUUAGCGACUCCCUGAAUUUAAUGACUCCCUGUCUUAUGUGACCCUAGUCAAGUCCGCCCGAUGUAAAAUGCUAUAAAAUGAGUCCGUAUUUAGAGACUCCCUGUCUAACGUGACAAGCGACCUUCAUUUUUCGGUCAGAUUUGUUUCAGUUCUUCUUUUUAAGCAACUUUAUCCGUACCGGUUUGCCGAUUUUCGGGCCGAAUUCAAUCGCACUGGGUUUAAAAUUCAGAAAUUAUUAAAAAGUCCAUCACAAAAUGGUUUUAAAAGUUUGAUUUCGACUUGGCAAUUCAGUUUGUCUAAUGACCAGCUAAUUAUGUCAUUGUUUAGUGUCAAACGAUCUCAUAAUCCCCUAUUGUGUACGAAGAGAAUAGACCAAGGUGUAAUCAAUUAGUGAUAAGUUUACACAUCAGUGUGUUUGGGUACCACAAGAGCCCGGCAUGGGCGAUCUUUCAGACCUGUAUUUGUAAGUGAGUGGGGUAUCGGAGGACCGUUUGUGAACUCCCUGCCAUAUGCGACUUUAUUUCAUCUGUCCCAUCGAAGGUCACAUAUGACAGGCUUGACUGUAAUUCUUUAUAGAUGAAGGGGAUAUUCAAAUAACUUAACAUAAACAUUUAAAUAUGACCUUUGCAAGACUUCGAUUUCUAGUUCAAAGUUUGAAACGUCACAUUUUGGGUUCAGUUUAAAUGAUCUGUUGUUGAAGUGCCUUCUUUAAGGAAACAUACUUCUGUGUCUUAAUAUAACAUAAAAGGGUGCAUUUUUCUCUAUGAACACAUUUCUAGAAGUUUUAUGUUGAUUGUUUAUUUGGAUAAAUUUUUAUUUAAUUUGAAUGUUUUUAUAAAUCUGUUUUAAAAAUGAUAUAGCAAAUUGCCAUAUUUGGUACAAAGAUACAGCAAAUUGCCAUAUUAGACACAAAGAUAUAGCAAAUUGCCAUAUUAGAUACAAAGAUAUAGCAAAUUGCUAUACUAAAUACGAGCAUAUGGCAAAUUGACAUAUUAGAUACAACAUUUUUUAUACAUAUUGUUUUUAUGCCCCCGAAGGGAGGCAUAUAGUUUUUGAACCGUCUGUCGGUCUGUCCGCAAUUUUCGUGUCCGGUCCAUAUCUUUGUCAUCGAUGGAUGGAUUUUCAAAUAACUUGGCAUGAAUGUGUACCACAGUAAGACGACGUGCAGUGCGCAAGACCCAGGUCCGUAGCUCAAAGGUCAAGGUCACACUUAGACGUUAAAGGAUAGUGCAUUGAUGGGCGUGUCCGGUCCAUAUCUUUGUCAUCAAUGGAUGGAUUUUCAAAUAACUUGGCAUGAAUGUGUACCACAGUAAGACGACGUGCAGUGCGCAAGACCCAGGUCUGUAGCUCAAAGGUCAAGGUCACACUUAGACGUUAAAGGAUAGUGCAUUGAUGGGCGUGUCCGGUCCAUAUCUUUGUCAUCGAUGGAUGGAUUUUCAAAUAACUUGGCAUGAAUGUGUACCACAGUAAGACGACGUGCAGUGUUCAGACCCAGGUUCGUAGCUCAAAGGCCAAGGUCACACUUAGAUGUUAAAGGACAGUGCAUUGAUGGGCGUGUCCGGUCCAUAUCUUUGUCAUCGAUGGAUGGAUUUUCAAAUAACUUGGCAUGAAUGUGUACCACAAUAAGACGACGUGUCACAUGCAAGACCCAGGUCCGUAGCUCAAAGAUCAAGGUCACACUUAGACGUUAAAGGAUAGUGCAUUGAUGGGCGUGUCCUGUCCAUAUCUUUGUCAUCGAUGGAUGGAUUUUCAAAUAGUAAGACGACGUGCAGUGCGCAAGACCCAGGUCCGUAGCUCAAAGGUCAAGGUCACACUUAGACGUUAAAGGAUAGUGCAUUGAUGGGCGUGUCCGGUCCAUAUCUUUGUCAUUGAUGGAUUGAUUUUCAAAUAACUUGGCAUGAAUGUGUACCACAGUAAGACGACGUGCAGUGUGCAAGACCCAGGUCCGUAGCUCAAAGGUCAAGGUCACACUUAGACGUUAAAGGAUAGUGCAUUGAUGAGUGUGUCCAGUCCAUAUCUUUGUCAUCGAUGGAUGGAUUUUCAAAUAACUUGGCAUUAAUGUGUACCACAGUAAGACGACGUGUCCUGCGCAAGACCCAGGUUCGUAGCUCAAAGGCCAAGGUCACACUUAGAUGUUAAAGGAUAGUGCAUUGAUGGGCGUGUCCGGUCCAUAUCUUUGUCAUCGAUGGAUGGAUUUUCAAAUAACUUGGCAUGAAUGUGUACCACAAUAAGACGACGUGUCACACGCAAGACCCAGGUCCGUAGCUCAAAGAUCAAGGUCACACUUAGAUGUUAAAGAUCAUUUUUCAUGAUAGUGCAUUGAUGGGCAUGUCCGGUCCAUAUCUUUGUCAUUCAUGCAUGGAUUUUAAAAUAACUAUGCAUGAAUGUGUGACACAGUAAGACGAUGUGUCGCGCGCAAGACCCAGCUCCAUAGGUCAAAGGUCCUAAACUCUAACAUCGGCCAUAACUAUUCAUUCAAAGUGCCAUCGGGGGCAUGUGUCAUCCUACGGAGACAGCUCUUGUUAUUUAUUAUAUUUAUUUGCUCUUUACCAAAAUAGGUGAUUUGUAUUUGACAAAUGUUGCCAUUGCCUAUUGUCUUACUACACAAUAAAUCUCUGAAAAUGACUGUCAGAAUUCAGUCAGGAGCAUCCUUACAUCGUUCUUUUUUAUUAUGUAUUCUUUUAAAAAUAUCUGUUUAGGCGAAAUUGUUGUUGUGCAAGUUAGCACAUUUUACAUAUGCAUUGAUCAAAACAUUUUCAUCAGUUGUUUGACAUUUUUUGUCUUUGUAAUUUUAUGACUUUAGCAGCUAAGCCUAUGUCACUGUGCCAGUAUUAGUUAAUUCCAUAGGAUGUUUUUAAAGGGGCACACCUCCACAUUGUCAGUAUUGUCAAAUUGGUAUCAAAGUGAAGGAAUUCAUCAAUUAUACAAGUCUCAGCUGAAAUGUUAUAGAUUUAUACCUGUAGGUUUGGAUAUUUUAUAGAGAUGGCAAUAUGUUAUUAUGAUGUACAUAAGCAGGUAUGCCCUUUUAAAAUGUGAGGACUAUUGUUUAGUGAGAUAGGGACCUCAUCAUUUUUAGAAAUGUGAUCGUAAUCUUCUCUUUCAAUGAGUGGUUUUAAUCUGCUGGCCAGGUUAAUGUUGUCUCUCAUUCAGGAAAAAAUUUUGAUCAGAUUUUAUCCAAUGAACUUAAGAGUCUUACUUGACAGCAUACCUAUCGGUAUUUAUUUGGCCUGUUUCUCUUGCUGUGUAAUUCUUCUAAAUCAAAUCUAUCUCUAUGUCAGUUUUGGAAUUUUUUGGCAAGUUGCUGUUUCUAUAGUAAGGCGUAAACGACCCUAAAUUUUUUGCCCAACCCUAAAUGCUUUUAUGGCCUUGGAGAAUUUUUUUUUCAACUGCAUGUUUUAUGCUUUAAACAUGGUCAGUGAUGUUAGAAAUCAACUAACUGAUGAACUAAAGGCAUAACCCCCUUAUUUUUAUUCAUUUUGACACAAAAAUAAUUUGCAAAAAGUCUUUGUUUAAAAAAAUAAUAAUAAAAAUUUGGAUCUACUUAUCCUAUUUUUUUAGCAUAUAUCAAAAAAAACAAAGAUUUUUUUUUAGGCCUAAUGAUUAGAUAUGUCUGAGAACCAUCCUAUUAUGACAUUAUUUUCACUUGAACAACUUCUUCUCUGACACUGCUGCUCAGAAUUAUGCCAGACUUUGUUGCAUCCCGGCAUUGACCUCUUUCAAAUGCGCUCAGAUUGUAAUGCUUGGCCCUUUCAAGGGCUACCUGAGCAAAAAAAUAGAAAAAAAAACUUUAAGCAUUUAAUUUUUAUAAUAUAUAUUCAUUACCAAACUUGGCUUGUAGUAUCUUUACUCAGUUAUCUCUCAGGUUUGUUCAAAAUGGUUCUAUUUGGCCCCUCUAGGGACUGCCAGAGCUAAAUAUAGAAAAACCUUUAAACAGCUUCUUCUCAUGAUCAGUUUGAUGGUUUAUCACCAAACUUGGCCUGUGUUAUCCUUGCAUGUACUUAUUUCAGUUUUUGGGUCUUUUAGGGGCAGCCAGCUCUAAAAAUAGAAAAUGUUUAAACAACUUUUUGUCAUGAACUGCCCGAUGAAUCAUCACCAAACUUGGCCCGUAACAUCCAUGCAUAGACCUUAGUCAGUUUUGUUCAGUGGCUCUGCUUGGCCCUGUGUAAGGGCUGCCAGAGUAAAACUAGGGAAAAAAAGCUUAAAACAACCCAUGAACCACUUGUUGAUCUUCCCAAACAUAUUCUAUAACAUUUUUGUAUGGAUCUCUCUAAAGUGUGUCUAAAUGGUUCUGCUUGGGCCCUUUUAGUGGAUACCAGAGGUAAAAAUAGAAAAAUCUUUAGACAACAUCUUCCAAGGAUCAUUAAAAACUUUGCCUGUAGCAUCAUUACAUGGACAUCUGUCAGAAUCCUUCAAAUGGUUCCACUUGGCCCUUUUCAGGGGCUGCCAGAGCUAAAAAUAGGAAAACCUUUAAAAGACUUCCCAUGAAACACUUGAUGGAUAUUCAGCAAACUCGGUUGGUUUGUAGUAUUGUUUUAUAGCCCUCUGUCACAUUUAUUCAGUUGACUCCGAUUGGCCUCUGUCUAUUUUUUUUUCAAAUGGUUCCACUUUACCAAUUUUUGGCAUCAGAGCUAAAAGUAGAAAACCUUGAAACAACUUCUUAUAAACUGCUUUAUGGAUUGUUGCCAAUCUUGGCCUAUACCUCUCUCAAUGUUGUUCAAAGGUUUAACUUUGCUCUUUUAAAGACCAGAGCCGAAAAAAGAAAAACUUUUACAUGAAGUGCUAGAUCUUCACCAAAUUUGAUCUAAAGCACACUUGGUUGGACCAUCUCUCUUAGGUUUGCUCAAAUUGCUAUGCAUUUUGGGCCUUCACAGCAAAGUUAGAAAAAAUGGAUCUGCUUAACCCCCUUUUAAGGGACCACCAGAGCUAAAUAUAGAAAAACCUGAGAAGAUAUACCACUUGAUUGAUCUUCAACAAACUAGUCUGUAGCAUAAUGGUAUGGAUCUCUCUCAUCUUAUUAAUUCCACAAAUGAUUCCGCAAUUUUAAAAAAAGUCAAGGUCCUCUUCAGGUGAGUGCUUUGGACCCAAUUGGGCUUCUUGCUUAUCAUACUGGUCUGCAUGAGAGGUUACAAAGCAUGAUUCAACUGUGAUUUGUUUCUCAGGUGUCUCAUUCUACAUUCCAGACAGUUUUCUAUAGACACAUUAUCACAGAUAUUUUAGAUAUUAUUUAUUAUUAACAUAUUAAAUGUUACUUUGUUGAUUUCAGUUUAAAACAUUGUAUGAAAUGUAAACUCUAAUUAUUACUGUUUUUUCCUUGCAUUAUGUUAUCUGUGUCACAUUGUCUUUAUUUUUAGACCUGAAAAAAAAUAAAGAAAAUGAAAAUUUGAAA